AUGUGUUGAGGAGCACAGAGAGGGCGGUUAUGGGGACAGAAGGGGUUUAGAGAGCGCGGGGUGUGUGUGCAUGUGUGUGUGUGUGGGUGGGUGUGUGCACGCACAUGUAGACGCAGAAAGGAGGAGGAGGAGAGGAGAGGAGGCGUGUGAGGCGGUGAGUCAGGCUGAAGCAGCUCUUUAAUAGCGAGAACAAGCGGCUCAGGAGCUGAGCAUGAUGAUGAUGAUGAUGAUGUGCUGUGUGUCAUGGCCAGCGAGACCGGUGCGAUCAUGUUGAAGUGUGUGGUGGUCGGCGACGGCGCCGUCGGCAAAACUUGCCUCUUGAUGAGCUACGCCAACGACGCGUUUCCCGAGGAAUAUGUGCCCACUGUGUUCGAUCAUUACGCGGUGAGUGUGACAGUUGGGGGAAAGCAGUACCUUCUUGGGCUGUAUGACACUGCUGGCCAGGAGGACUAUGAUCGCCUCCGUCCCCUGUCUUACCCCAUGACGGACGUCUUCCUGAUUUGCUUCUCGGUGGUGAAUCCGGCCAGUUUCCAGAAUGUGAGGGAGGAGUGGGUCCCUGAACUGCAGGAGUAUGCACCCAACGUACCCUACCUGCUCAUUGGCACUCAGAUUGAUCUAAGAGAUGACCCCAAGACCAUCACCAAAUUAAAUGAUGUGAAGGAGAAACCGAUAGUGACAGAACAGGGACAGAAGUUGGCAAAAGAGAUCGGUGCCUGCUGUUACGUGGAGUGCUCAGCGCUAACCCAGAAAGGCUUGAAGACGGUGUUCGACGAGGCUAUUAUCGCCAUCCUGGCUCCCAAGAAAGGUGUGUUAAAGCGACGUCUCGGCCCACGGUGCAUCAACUGCUGCCUUAUCACGUGAGCAUCCUGUCACACACCAGCUCAGGGACAGUUCGGUGUCAGAGCUACAACAUGCACUCCUAAUAAAGGUGGGCGAUUUAAAAAAUAAAAAUAAAAAAAUCAACUAGAGUGCAACCUUUCCAUAAACCGAUGACGACAAAAAAUUUGGAAACACAUUCUGGAAUAUGUGAAGGGGAAUAAAAACACAGGUAUGAAAUCUUGUACUGUUUAGAAUACAAGAAUUAAUGUUACUCUGGGAUUGAGGGAGUGAAUGAAGGAAUGAAUAAAUGAAUGAGCAGAAAAAAACAAAACAAAAAGCAUUCAGCUGCAAGUGAGUGACCAUGAAGGACACUAAAUAUGAAUGAAGUGGCACCAGAACAAGUAACAGAGAAGCACAGCAAAUUAAAAACUAGCGAAGGCAAGACAAUGAAUGGCACACUACAACAAUCCUGAUGAUUGAAAACACUGACUGUAUUUCCAGUUUUGCUUCUGUAGGCAGGUCUGGAGAGAAAAUGCAGACAGCCUAAAGAGCACAACCAAACACCCCUGACAUUUACAGAAGCAAGACUUUAUUUGAAAAAGGGAACCUGCAUCUGGAAACAUGGGGUUGCAAAAUGAAUGCCUUUUACAAAACAUUUCUCUUUCCAGUCUGGGUUUUUUUACGUCCUUUAUUUACAAGAAAGACAAGACAAGAAUGCUCAAGUGUACACGUAUACAGCGGCUGCAACUAUCGAAAGAACAAAUCAUUUAAAACCUGAGGGGAACAUAGACUUUCUACCGCUGCAGUUGACCUCAGAGGACGUGACUUUUAAAAGAGCUGGUGCAAGCAUGAGGAACUUGUAGGGAGUAUGAUUUAUAACGCAGCCCUUGGACGCUCAUCCAGAACAGGGUCCUUUGCCUGUAAGCUCCUGUCCUUCAUUUGAGUUUGUAGGUGAGCUGUUUGCGAUGCCAGCGGAUCCAGAUUGGAGCAGCAAGCAGUCCUGUCAGAAAUCCUCCGGUCGCCCCGAGGGAACAGGAAAUGGGCCACACCUAGUGGGAGGAGCCACAGAAAAGCUGAUAAAUCAGCAUCAACCAAUGAGCUCUGUAACUGCACAACUGCAAACAAAGAUCACUGUGGUGUUUUAAUGGUCAACUUUCAUAUUCAAAGCUUUAAACUUUUUUUUUUUAAUGCACACAGCUUUGAUUUUUAUGUGUGUUCUUGAGGCUCAGAUUUAUUUUGCAUUUUCAAACUGUAUGAAGUACUGAAUUUAAGCAUCAAUAGCUAUUUUAAAUGGAUUUUAUUGCACAGUAAAUGCAAGCAGUGAUUGAGUGUUUUUUGCAGCUUCCAACAUUUAAAAUGAAUUUUUACAAAAAAAAUAAAAAUAAACAGAGCUUUAUGAAUAUUGUGAAUUAAAUACCUAGUGAGUUGUCAGUCGGGAAACUCAACAAAGUCUAUUAAAUGGUGCAAAUUAUUUUCUUAAAGUAAAAAGUUACAACUCAGUGAAUAGUGAUCAAUACUUUAUGUACAUUUUAUCUGACUUGCCUCAAAACUGAUGUUUGCUGAACAUAAAAUUGUGUUUUUUUCCAUAAACAUUGCCUCCGUUUAA
This is a messenger RNA of Clarias gariepinus (North African catfish), 2425 nucleotides long. RefSeq names its product ras homolog family member Q (gene rhoq). Bases 244 to 861 code for a protein of 205 amino acids. The transcript is spliced from 5 exons. Lineage: Eukaryota; Metazoa; Chordata; Actinopteri; Siluriformes; Clariidae. Gene Ontology annotation, biological process: cortical actin cytoskeleton organization; small GTPase-mediated signal transduction. Gene Ontology annotation, molecular function: GTP binding; GTPase activity. The record is from RefSeq and is a predicted model, not a curated record.